UGAUUGGCCAACGGGCCGGACAGCCUGUAUCAGUAUAUAAGCUGAGGCUGCAGCUCCGAGCGGCUGCUGUACAUUUGCGUUGCACAUGUGCGGAAGAAGAAAGCGGUGACAUGACUGAGUGAGAGGCAGUCGCCAGAAGAAAGCAGACUAACCCACGUCCACUUCUCCUCUGGAAGGAUCCUGAAGCGGCUAGGUACCGGGACGUUUCUUUGAAAUGGAUCUUCAUGAUAGCAAGAUUCUCCCUGGAGAGAUUUUGCCUGUGGUGAUAAUUGGUAAUGGCCCAUCAGGAAUCUGUCUGUCAUACCUGCUGUCAGGUUACACCCCCUACUUGUCUCGUGAGGCAUCGCAUCCCAACCCACUGCUGCACAGCAAGCUGGAAGAGCAACCUCAUCUGGCCCUGUUGGAGCAGGAUCUGGAGUACCUGUGCGAGGGCCUGGAGGGCCGAUCAUCCAAUCCUGUGGCGGUGCUUUUUGAUUCGCUGCUGCUGCCUGACAGUGACUUUGGAUUGGACCACACCUCUCCGUUGGAAUGGAGAUAUGAGCCGGAGCGUGCUAUACCUCACUUGGUGCUGGGGAAGGGUCCACCAGGAGGAGCCUGGCAUGCUAUGGAGGGCUCCAUGCUAACUUUGAGCCUGGCUAACUGGAUGGAGCUUCCUGGACUCAAACUGAAGGAUUGGAUGAGAGAGAAACGCAGAAAUGUACGAAAUGACCGCGCCACACCAGCAGAGAUAGCGUCCUACUAUGAACACUAUGUUUCCCAGAUGUCUCUGGAGCAAAGCUUUGCCUGUGGGACCACCGUUACCUCUGUCACCAGGCACCCCAGCAACCCAGACGGGUCGCCAAGCUGCUGGAGAGUAACGGGACUACAGCGACGAGAGGGGGAGGAGCUUGGAGAUGGUUCCUGUGUUUCUGAGGAGGUGCCUUUCUCCAUAUUGGCCCACAGCGUGGUGCUGGCCACAGGCACACACGAUAUCCCUGCCAAGCUCAGCGUGGAGGGUGAGUCCCUACCCUUUGUCUGCCACUCUUUCUGGGAGCUGGAGGCAGCCAUCUCCCGUGGUGAGCUCGAUCAGUCGUCUGACCCCAUACUGGUGGUGGGUGCGGGGCUUACAGCAGCCGACGCUGUGCUGGCUGCCCACCAUCUCAACACACCCGUCUACCAUGCCUUCAGGAGAUCAGUCACUGACCCUGGCCUUAUCUUCAACCAGCUGCCUAAACUGCUUUACCCAGAGUACCACAAGGUUCACCAGAUGAUGACUCAGCAGCAGCACCAGACGAGUCCUCAGCCUCAGAACCACGCCCAGAACUACCAUCCCCACUCCACCCCUUCUUCUCCUUCUGUCCCUUCUCCUUCCUCCCCUACCACCACCACCUCACCGUCCUCACCUUCCUCCUCUUCCUCCUCCUAUCCAGGUUACCUGAGCUUUCCACGCCACAGGGUUGUGGCAUUCCGACCUGACCAGAAGUGCGUGCUGGAGUCGGACUCUGGUGAGCGGGUGGUGGUCGAGGUCUCCAAGGCGUUGGUUCUGAUCGGCGCAAACCCCAAUCUUUCCUUUCUGAAAGACAACGGCCGCGCACUUGGUAUCUAUCCUGAGGAACCAAUCACGUGCCGGAGGAACCCCAUCGAGGUGGACCCGUUUACAAACAAGGUGGUGGCUGCGGAGGGGCCGGGCAUGUACGCCAUGGGGCCGCUAGUCGGCGAGAACUUCGUCAGGUUCCUGAAAGGAGGAGCGCUGGCCAUCGCUAGUGACCUCACCAAAAGACAGAGGGAGGAACAGGAGAGAGGAGAAGGAGGUCUGAGCACUAACAGAAUCAUGGACAGAUGGAUGGACAGACAGGUGACCUCCCAGACAGACGCAGAUGUGUGUGUUCUCAACUCAUAGCUGUUUUACUGGGUAAGGUCGAGUGGACGGAAGCAAACUGACCUGUUCUGAUUGAUCAAAAGCCUUGCAGGAUGUCAUAAAUGCGCUGCAGAGGUAUAAUUCAGUUAACAUCUGACUGGCCUUUGGAUCAUCAAAUUGCAACAGUCGAAACUUACAUGUUUACCACCUUGAAAUCCUUCCCAGACUGUAGCUACUGUAUGUAAAUAUAUGAGAAUAUUAAACUUCAGAUUUUAAUGCAGAUUUAUUUUUACAUGAACUCAUAGCAAUAAAUUUUUAAUAAGCAUGUCUUUACCUCCUUAGACCUGCGUACAUAUAAAAUUUCUCCAACUAUUUGGAAUUGGUAGGACAUGAUUUGUACUAAUUUGGCUGUUCAUAGCUUGGCAACUACGUAUGCCAAGCUAUAAACAUUAUAAAGCAUAAACAACCAUAUAAUUUAAUGAUGUUUUGUAUUUUAUCCAGUUUUAUCUGAGCUGUAGAAUUUUUUUUUUUUAACAGAAAAUGCCACAUUUUUGUCUUGAUUAUUAUAUCGUGCUUUUGACACCAGAAGAUGGCACUAAUAAGUUUGCAGUGCAGUGUCUUCUGGGGGUUAAAUGCAGAGAGAGAAGUUUAAAGCUGCUGUCCGGAGUUUCUGUUUGUUUUCAAUUUAUGUAUCAUUUUUUAACAAAGCUUAAAUGUGUUAGUCUAGUUCGAUACUAUAACAUAAAGUUAGUAUAACGCGAUAUGAAAAUUUAUUCCUGAGCUCCGCCUUCCUCUCAUAGACCCCCAUGUUAUUCCAAAAAGCGCCGGUUGCUGCCGACCAAUCAAGUUCGAGCUUCAGCUUUGUCAUGCUGUCAAUCAACGGUUACACGCACAGCAAGCAAGCCCAUGCAGAGGUGGGCGAGCUACGCACUACGCAACCGCGCGCACAUUUGUUUUGCUUGUGGAGGAGAGAGCAUCAGGGCUCAGCAACUUCCAGAAAAGUUACCAAUCCCACGGCUUGUCAGGCCAAGAGACUGCAGGACGUUUUUUGGCUCGGGGUGCUCGCGUUGCUCCCCGACCACGGCCUCCAUAGCCCGGCUGACGCCUUCGUUUAGAUGCCGUGGUCGGGGUGCUCGCCUCGCUCCCCGACCACGGUCUCCAUAGCCCGCCUGACGGCUUCGUUUAGAUGCCCGACCUCUGGAGGAAGAUGUUGGGGCGUCUGGGACAUACUCUUCGUCAGAGGAGUCAUGCAAUUCUGAACUCUAGAUAGAAAUAAAUAAACAAUGUAACACAUAUACACGCGUAAAUGCACUAAGUUUGAUAAACAACGUCAUCGAGAGGGAUACACGAGUGUAAUCACAUAUUGAAACUUUACUCGUUAGUCUUAGCAGAGUCAUGUUAUUUUGGUAUUAGGACAAGUUAGACUCAAUACAGCAUUCUAACGUAAUUCCUUUAUUAUUUACUGUGACAGGUUCGCUGUCCGUGGGUCCACUUAAUACACACACGCCCUGGUUGUCGAGGGAAUAUUGUUUAUUACUGUACUACUUAAAGUUCUCCGCAGCCCGGUACGCAGCCUCCGCUGCCUCUCCGCUGCCUCUCCGCUGCUCCUCAGUCCAUGCAGCCUCUGCUGUCUCUCCGCUGCUCCUCAGUCCAUGCAGCCUCUGCUGUCUCUCCGCUGCUCCUCAGUCCAUGCAGCCUCUGCUGUCUCUCCGCUGCUCCUCCUGUCUUCUCUGUCCGCCCGACCUUUUAUCCUCCGCUCCGGCUGCUACUGUGGAGAUAAUCAGGUCAGCCAAUUAUCAUCACCUGUGUCAAUUACCUUGACGCUGCCUCCACGCACCCCUCCACACCUCUCUCUCCUGCAGCUGAGCUCUCCCACGCCCAUCGCCACAUUUACUAAAUGUAGAAGAGGGGAAAACAGCAAAACAGGCGAGAUGCUGCAGCACUCCAGGCACUUCUCUCAUGUACUGCGCGCGUGCACAAAUAAAGGGGCGAAAUCAGAGGGAGGGAGGGAGGGUGGGACCACCAGUGUUUUGGGAGACGCUGCGAUUCAAACUCCGGACAGCAGCUUUAAUGCAGAAAUAAGACGGAGAAAUUUAGGGAUGUAAAGUGGGGAAAAAAAUUAUCCUGAGAGCAGCAGCUCAGUUUAGGUCCUCAUCACCCAAAGAGCCUUAAUCACAACACUGACUUUAAGGCUAAAGUAUCAUAUUUCCAAAAAAAUAAGCGGCACUGCAGCUUUUUAACUGCGAGAACUAUGGCCAUAUUUCUGUAGUUUCUUGGGCCUUGUGUGUAAUUUUGUAACACUACAUUGUCCCAAACAGUUAUUUCCUGUUUCUUUCUUUAUAUCAUUUUCUGUGUAUGUUUGUAUAUUAAGGGAUUUCUGAAUCUACUGUGCUUUAUUUUUCUACAUUAAUGUUUUGUUUUUUAAUCAUGUAGCUGUACCUAGCUGGCACCUUUGUACAUCUUUGAUGAUUCUGAAAAUAUUUUAUACAUUACAACAGAGAAAAACAUACAUAUUUUUCUAAAUCUUCUCAGUGAAAAUUUUUAAUUUGCAGGUUUUGUAACAUCAGCGUUUGACAUUGUAAACAAUAACACUGGUUUUAAAGGCUUGUUUGUAAUUGUCUAGCAGUACUAAUGAAUGUCAUUUACACAUUAAUGUACCACUUCUGCAAAUUGCAGUGACACUGAGCCACAUGUGAAUCUUAAUGCUUAAAAUACCCAUUUUCUUUGA
Molecule: messenger RNA, 4565 nt
Organism: Acanthochromis polyacanthus (spiny chromis)
Lineage: Eukaryota; Metazoa; Chordata; Actinopteri; Pomacentridae
Gene: osgn1
Product: oxidative stress induced growth inhibitor 1
Exons: 8
Coding region: 215-1879 (554 amino acids)
Source: RefSeq, a predicted model, not a curated record